AUGUGGCCGCGCCUGGCCUUUUGUUGCUGGGGUCUGGCGCUCGUUUCGGGCUGGGCGACCUUUCAGCAGAUGUCCCCGUCGCGCAAUUUCAGCUUCCGCUUCUUCCCCGAAGCCGCACCCGGGGCCCCAGGGCGCCUGCCAGCGCCGCCCGCUACCGGCGAGGAGACGGCGGAGAGCAAAGUGGAGCGGCUGGGCCAGGCGUUCCGGCGACGCGUGCGGCGGCUGCGGGAGCUCAGCGAGCGCCUGGAGCUGGUCUUCUUGGUGGACGAGUCGUCCAGCGUGGGCCAAGCCAACUUCCUCAACGAACUCAAGUUCGUGCGUAAGCUGCUAUCCGACUUUCCCGUGGUGUCCACGGCAACGCGCGUGGCCAUCGUGACCUUCUCGUCCAAGAACAACGUGGUGCCGCGCGUCGAUUACAUCUCCUCCAGCCGCGCGCACCAGCACAAGUGCGCGCUGCUCAGCCGCGAGAUCCCGGCCAUCACCUACCGCGGCGGCGGCACCUACACCAAGGGCGCCUUCCAGCAAGCCGCGAAAAUUCUUAGUCAUUCCAGAGAAAACUCCACCAAAGUUAUAUUUCUCAUCACUGAUGGAUAUUCCAAUGGAGGAGAUCCCAGGCCAAUUGCAGCAUCACUGAGAGAUUUUGGUGUGGAGAUCUUCACUUUUGGCAUAUGGCAAGGAAACAUUCGGGAACUCAAUGAUAUGGCUUCCACCCCGAAGGAGGAACACUGCUACCUGCUUCACAGUUUUGAAGAAUUUGAGGCUUUAGCACGCCGGGCAUUGCAUGAAGAUCUACCUACUGGGAGUUUCAUUCAAGAGGACAUGUCCCACUGCUCAUACCUCUGUGAAGCUGGAAAAGACUGCUGUGACCGAAUGGCAAGCUGUAAAUGUGGGACACACACAGGUCAAUUUGAAUGCAUCUGUGAAAAGGGUUAUUAUGGGAAAGGUCUACAGUAUGAGUGUACAGCUUGUCCACCAGGGACAUACAAACCCGAAGGUUCUCCAGGAGGAAUCAGUACGUGCAUUCCGUGUCCUGAUGAAAAUCACACCUCUCCACCUGGAAGCACAGCCCCUGAAGACUGUGUCUGCCGAGAGGGGUACCGGGCAUCUGGCCAGACCUGUGAAGUUGUCCACUGUCCUGCUCUGAGGCCUCCUGAAAAUGGUUAUUUUAUCCAAAACACUUGCAACAACCACUUCAAUGCAGCCUGUGGGGUCCGAUGUCACCCUGGAUUUGACCUCGUGGGAAGCAGCAUCUUCUUGUGUCUGCCCAGUGGUUUGUGGUCCGGUUCAGAAAGCUCUUGCAGAGUGAGAACAUGCCCUCCUCUCCGCCAGCCUAAGCAUGGCCACAUCAGCUGUUCUACGGGGGAAAUGUCCUACAAGACAACGUGCUUAGUUACCUGUGAUGAAGGAUACAGACUAGAAGGAAGCGCUAAGCUUACCUGUCAAGGAAAUGCCCAGUGGGAUGGUGCAGAGCCUCGAUGUGUGGAACGCCAUUGCUCCACCUUUCAGAAGCCCAAAGGUGUCAUCAUAUCACCUCCCAACUGUGGCAAGCAGCCAGCUAAACCUGGGACGAUAUGUCAGCUAAGUUGCCACCAAGGUUUUAUUUUAUCUGGAGUCAGAGAAGUAAGAUGUGCCACUUCUGGGAAAUGGAGUGCCAAAGUUCAGACAGCUGUGUGUAAAGAUGUGGAAGCUCCUCAAAUCAACUGUCCCAAGGACAUAGAGGCUAAGACUCAGAAACAACAAGACUCUGCUAAUAUCACCUGGCAAAUCCCAACAGCUAAAGACAACUCUGGUGAGAAGGUAUCAAUCCAUGUUCACCCAGCUUUUACCCCGCCUUACCUUUUCCCAAUUGGAGAUGUGGUUAUCACAUACACAGCAAGAGACCCAUCUGGCAACCAAGCCAGCUGCACUUUCCACAUCAGGGUUAUUGAUGUAGAGCCACCUGUCAUAGACCAGUGUAGAUCUCCACCUCCAAUCCAGGUCUCAGAGGAAGAGUACGCUGCUAGCUGGGAUGAGCCUCAAUUCUCAGACAACUCAGGGGCUGUCUUGAUCAUCACUAGAAGUCACACACAGGGAGACCUUUUUCCUCACGGGGAGACUAUGGUGCAGUACACAGCCACGGACCCCUCAGGAAAUAACAGAACAUGUGUCAUCCACAUUGUCAUAAAAGGUUCUCCCUGCGAAGUCCCCUUCACUCCUAUAAAUGGGGAUUUUACAUGUAUCCAAGACACUGCCGGCGUCAACUGCACGUUAAGUUGCCUGGAGGGCUAUGACUUCACAGAAGGGUCUACUGAGAAGUACUACUGUGCUUACGAGGAUGGUAUCUGGAGACCACCAUAUUCUACUGAAUGGCCAGACUGUGCUAUAAAACGUUUCGCCAACCAUGGGUUCAAGUCCUUUGAGAUGCUGUACAAAGCAACUCGCUGCGAUGACACGGAUCUGCUGAAGAAGUUCUUAGAGGCAUUUCAGACGACCCUGGGGAAGAUGGUCCCAUCAUUUUGCAGUGAUGCUGAUGACAUUGACUGCAGGCUGGAGGAUCUGACCAAAAAAUAUUGCCUAGAAUAUAAUUAUGACUAUGAAAAUGGCUUUGCAAUUGGACCAGGUGGUUGGGGUGCAGCUAACCGGCUGGAUUACUCUUACGAUGACUUCUUGGAUGCCGUACAAGAAUCACCCACAGGUGUCGGCAAAGCCAGAACUUCCCGGAUUAAAAGAAGUGACCCAUUGUCUAACCAAAAAAUUAAGUUAAUUUUUAACAUCACAGCUAGUGUGCCAUUACCCGAUGAAAGAAACGAUACCCUUGAAUGGGAAAAUCAACAACGACUCAUUAAGACAUUGGAAACUAUCACAAAUCGACUGAAAAGGACCCUCAAUAAAGAGCCCAUGUAUUCCUUCCAGCUUGCAUCUGAAAUGCUUGUAGCUGACAGCAAUUCAUUGGAAACGGAAAAGGCUUUUCUCUACUGCAGACCGGGCUCAGUGCUGAGAGGGCGGAUGUGUGUCAAUUGCCCUUUGGGGACCUAUUAUUCUCUGGAGCAUUCUGCCUGUGAAAGCUGCCGCAUGGGAUACUAUCAAGAUGAAGAAGGGCAACUUGAGUGCAAGCUCUGUCCAACUGGGACCUACACUGAAUACCUCCAUUCCAGAAGCAUCUCUGAAUGUAAAGCUCAAUGUAAACAAGGCACCUACUCAUCCAGCGGGCUUGAGACUUGUGAAUCAUGUCCUCUGGGCACAUACCAGCCAGAAAUUGGUUCCCGGAGCUGCCUCUCAUGUCCAGAACCCACUUCAACCGUGAAAAGAGGAGCAGUGGAUGUUUCUGCUUGUGGAGUACCUUGUCCAGUGGGCGAAUUCUCUCGUUCUGGGUUAAUGCCGUGUUAUCCAUGCCCUCGAGACUAUUAUCAACCUGAUUCAGGGAAAUCUUUUUGCCUGUCUUGCCCUUUUUAUGGAACUACAACUAUCACUGGUGCCAGAUCUAUCACAGAUUGUUCAAGUUUUAGUUCAACUUUCUCAGCUGCAGAGGAAAGCAUAGUGCAUCUGACCUCUCCUGGACACAUCCAAAAAAAGUAUGAAGUCAGCAGUCAGGUUUUCCAUGAAUGCUUUCUAAACCCUUGCCACAACAGUGGAACCUGCCAACAACUUGGGCAUGGUUACGUUUGUCUCUGUCCACCUGGGUAUACAGGUUUAAAGUGUGAAACAGACAUCGAUGAAUGCAGCUCACUGCCUUGCCAAAACAAUGGAAUUUGUAAAGACCAAGUUGGAGAAUUCACUUGCGAGUGUGCAUCAGGUUACACGGGUCAACUAUGUGAAGAAAAUAUAAAUGAGUGUAACUCCAAUCCUUGUUUAAAUAAAGGAACCUGCAUUGAUGAGUUAGCUGGCUAUCACUGCACCUGUGCAAAAGGAUAUGUUGGCCUGCACUGUGAGACAGAAGUCAAUGAAUGCCAGUCAAGCCCAUGCUUAAAUAAUGCAGCCUGUGAAGACCAAGUUGGGAGGUUCUUGUGCGUAUGCCUGCCUGGAUUUUCGGGUACCCACUGUGAAACAAACAUCGAUGAGUGUCUCAGUCAGCCAUGCCAGAAUGGAGCCACUUGUAAGGAUGGAGCCAAUAGCUUCAGGUGCCAGUGUGCCACAGGCUUCACAGGGCCACACUGUGAACUGAACAUCAAUGAAUGUCAGUCUAACCCAUGUAGAAAUCAGGCCACCUGUGUGGACGGAUUAAACUCAUACAGUUGUAAGUGCCAGCCAGGAUUUUCAGGCAAAAGAUGUGAAACAGAACAGUCUACAGGUUUCAAUCUGGAUUUUGAAGUUUCUGGCAUCUAUGGGUACGUCAUGCUCGAUGGCGUGCUUCCUACUCUCCAUGCUGUAACCUGCGCAUUCUGGAUGAAAUCCUCUGACAACAUUAACUAUGGAACACCAAUCUCAUAUGCACUAGAGGAUGACAGUGACAAUACCUUCCUCCUGACCGAUUACAAUGGCUGGGUCCUUUAUGUGAAUGGCAAGGAAAAGAUAACAAACUGUCCCUCAGUGAAUGACGGCAGUUGGCAUCAUAUUACAAUCACUUGGACAAGUGCCGGUGGAGCCUGGAAAGUCUAUAUUGAUGGGAAAUUAUCUGACAGCGGUACUGGCCUCUCUGUUGGCACAGCGAUACCUGGUGGCGGUGCCUUAGUUCUUGGUCAAGAGCAAGACAAAAAAGGCGAGGGAUUCAGCCCAGCCGAAUCUUUUGUGGGCUCCAUAAGCCAGCUCAACCUCUGGGACUAUGUUCUGUCUCCACAGCAGGUGAAAUCCCUGGCUACUUCCUGCCCAGAGGAACUCAGCAGGGGAAACGUGUUGGCCUGGCCUGAUUUCUUGUCGGGAAUUGUGGGAAAGGUGAAGAUCAAUCCCAAGAGCAUCUUCUGUUCUGACUGUCCACCUUUAGAAGGAUCAGUACCUCAUCUACGAACUGCAUCAGUAGAUUUAAAGCCAGGUUCCAAAGUCAGUCUGUUCUGUGACCCAGGCUUCCAGAUGGUCGGGAAUCCUGUGCAGUACUGUCUGAAUCAAGGACAAUGGACACAACCACUCCCUCACUGUGAACGCAUUAGCUGUGGGGUGCCUCCCCCCUUGGAGAAUGGCUUUUAUUCAGCUGAGGAUUUCCAUGCUGGCAGCACAGUAACCUAUCAAUGCAACAAUGGCUACUAUUUGUUGGGUGAUUCAAGGAUGUUCUGUACAGAUAAUGGAAGCUGGAAUGGCAUUUCACCAUCAUGCCUUGAUGUGGAUGAGUGUGCUGUUGGGUCAGAUUGUAGUGACCACGCCUUAUGCUUGAACACCAAUGGAUCCUAUGUGUGCUCCUGUAUCCCGCCAUACACAGGAGAUGGUAAAAACUGUGCAGAACCUAAAAAAUGUAAGGCUCCAGGAAAUCCAGAAAAUGGCCACUCUUCUGGUGAGAUACAUACAGUGGGCGCCGAGGUCACAUUUUCCUGUGAGGAAGGAUAUCAGCUGGUGGGAGUUACAAAAAUCACGUGUUUGGAGUCUGGAGAAUGGAAUCACCUACUGCCACACUGUGAAGCUCUGUCCUGUGGUGCACCAGCUAUUCCAGAAAAUGGUGACAUUGAUGGGUCAUUAUUUACUUACGGCAGUAAAGUGAGAUUCAGGUGUAAUAAAGGAUACACUUUGGCUGGUGAGAAAGAAUUGUCCUGUCUUGCUAGUGGUUCUUGGAGUCAUUCUUCCCCUGUGUGUGAACUGGUGGAGUGUUCCAGUCCCGAAAACAUAGACCAUGGAAAAUUGAAUUUGAGUGGACUUACCUACCUUUCUACUGCAUCGUACUCUUGCGAGAGAGGAUACAGCUUACAGGGCCCUUCCCUCAUUGAAUGCACGGCUUCUGGCAGCUGGGACAGAAGGCCACCUACCUGUCAUCUUAUCUCCUGUGGAGAGCCACCUGCCAUCAAAGAUGCUGUCAUCACUGGGAGUAAUUUCACAUUUGGGAGCACUGUCACUUAUACAUGCAAAGAAGGGUAUACCCUUGCUGGGCCUGAUACUGCUGAGUGUCUGGCCAAUGGGAAAUGGAGUGGAAGUAACCAACAGUGUCUGGCUGUCUCCUGUGACGAGCCCCCCAACGUGGACCAUGCCUCUCCAGAGACUGGCCAUCGGCUCUUUGGAGACAUCGCAAUCUACUACUGCUCAGAUGGUUACAGUCUGGCAGACAAUUCCAAGCUUCUCUGCAAUGCCCAUGGAAAGUGGGUUCCCCCAGAGGGUCAGGCCAUGCCCCACUGCAUAGCUCAUUUCUGUGAAAAACCUUCAUCCGUUUCUUAUGGCAUCUUGGAAUCUUUGAACAAAGAAAAAUUUGCAGCUGGCUCAGUUGUGAGCUUUAAGUGCAUGGAAGGCUUUGUGCUGAACACUUCAGCAAAAAUAGAGUGUAUGAGAGGCGGGCAGUGGACCCCCUCCCCCACAUCCAUCCAGUGCAUCCCGGUGCGGUGUGGAGAGCCGCCAAGCAUCAUGAAUGGCUACGCAAGUGGAUCCAACUACAGUUUUGGGGCCUUGGUAGCUUAUAGCUGCAACAGAGGGUUCUACAUCAAAGGGGAGAAGAAGAGCACCUGUGAAGCCACGGGACAGUGGAGUAGCCCCAUUCCCACUUGCCACCCUGUAUCUUGCAGUGAACCACCUAGGAUUGAGAAUGGCUUUCUGGAGCACACAACGGGCAGGAUCUUCGAGAGUGAAGUGAGGUACCAGUGUAACCCAGGCUACAAGUCCGUGGGGAGUCCUGUGUAUGUCUGCCAAGCCAAUCGCCACUGGCACAGUGAAUCCCCUCUGUCCUGCAUCCCUCUCAACUGUGGAAAACCUCCCCCAAUCCAGAAUGGCUUCAUGAAAGGAGAACACUUUGAAGUAGGGGCCAAGGUUCAAUUUUUCUGUAAUGAGGGUUAUGAGCUUGUUGGUGACAGUUCCUGGACCUGCCAGAAAUCUGGCAAAUGGAGUAAGAAGUCAAACCCCAAGUGUGUGCCCGCCAAGUGUGCCGAUCCGCCCCUCGUGGAAAACCAGCUCGUACUGAAGGAGUCAACUACUGAGGUAGGAGUGGUGACAUUUUCCUGUAAAGAAGGGCAUGUUCUACAAGGUCCCUCUGUCCUGAAGUGCUUGCCAAACCAGCAAUGGAAUGACUCGUUUCCCGUGUGUAAGAUGGUUCUUUGCCGUCCACCUCCUCUCAUUUCCUUUGGUGUCCCUGCUCCUUCUGCUGCCCUUCAUAUUGGAAGUACUGUCAAGUAUUCUUGUGUAGAUGGGUUUUUCCUAAAAGGAGAUGCUACCAUUCUCUGUCAAGCUGAUGGCACCUGGAGCUCUCCACUGCCAGAAUGUGUUCCAGUAGAGUGUCCCCAACCCGAGGAACUCCCCAAUGGCAUCAUUGAUGUGCAAGGCCUUACCUAUCUCAGCACAGCUCUCUAUACCUGCAAGCCAGGCUUUGAGUUGGUAGGAAAUACCACCAAUCUUUGUGGAGAAAAUGGUCACUGGCUUGGAGGAAAACCAACCUGUAGACCCAUUGAGUGCCCAAAGCCCAAGAAGAUCUCACAUGGCAAGUUCUCUUACACAAACCUUCACUACGGACAUAUCGUUACAUACUCUUGUGACCGAGGCUUCCUACUCAAAGGUCCCAAAGACCUGACCUGUUUAGAGACAGGUAAUUGGGAUGGGCAUGCCCCAUCUUGCAAUGCCAUUCACUGUGAUCCCCCACAACCCAUUGAAAAUGGUUUUGUAGAAGGCGCAGAUUACAGCUUUGGUGCCAUGAUCAUCUAUAGCUGCUUCCCUGGGUUUCAGGUGGCUGGUCAUGCUAUGCAGACCUGUAAAGAGUCAGGAUGGUCAAGCUCCAUCCCAAAGUGUGUACCCAUAGACUGUGGUCUCCCUCCUCAUAUAGAUUUUGGAGAAUGUACUAAAGUCAAAGAUAACCAGAGAUAUUCUGAUCAAGAAGAUGACAUGAUGGAAGUUCCAUAUCUGUCUCCUCACCCUCCUCAACGUUUGGCUAAAACCUGGGAAAAUACCAAGGAGUCUCCUGAUGCACAUUCAUCCAACUUUCUAUAUGGCACUGUGGUUUCCUAUACCUGUAACCCAGGAUAUGAGCUUUUGGGGAAUCCCAUAUUGAUCUGCCAGGAAGAUGGAACUUGGAAUGGCAGUGCACCUUCCUGCAAUUCAAUUGAAUGUGACUUACCUAUUGUUCCUGAAAAUGGCUUUUUGCAUUUUAAAGAGGCUACUGUGGGAAGUGCUGUGCAGUAUAGCUGCAAUCCCGGGCAUGUUCUAGUAGGCUCUGACUUGCAAAUUUGUCUACAGAAUAGGAAGUGGAGUGGUGCCCCGCCACACUGUGAGGCCAUUUCAUGCAAAAAGCCACAUCCAAUCAUGAAUGGGUCCAUCAAAGGAAGCAGCUACACAUAUCUGAGCGUUGUGCACUAUGCGUGUAAUCCUGGGUAUGUGUUAAAUGGCACUGAGAAGAGAACAUGUCAGGAAAAUGAAAAAUGGGAUGGGUCUGAGCCAGUUUGCAUUCCUGUGGAUUGUGGCUCACCACCAAUCUCAGCCAAUGGCCAGGUGAAAGGUGAUGAGUAUACAUUUCAAAAGAAGGUUGAGUACACUUGUGAUGAAGGGUUCUUGCUUGAGGGAACCAGGAGUCGUGUUUGUCUUGCCAAUGGAAGUUGGAGUGGAGUCACUCCCAACUGCAUACCUGUCAGGUGUGCCACCCCACCACAGGUGACAAAUGGAAUGAUGGAUGGCCUGGACUUUGGCUUCAAGAAGGAAGUGGUGUUCCACUGUAAGGAGGGCUAUGUGUUGCAUGGUGCUCCAAAACUCACCUGUCAGUCAGAUGGUACCUGGGAUGCAGAGGUUCCUGUCUGCAAACUAGUCCACUGUAGACCUCCGGAAGAUCUUGCCCAUGGCUUCCCUAAUGGUUUUUCCUUUUAUCAUGGACGGCAUAUACAGUACCAGUGUUUUUCAGAUUAUAAGCUUCAUGGAAGUCCUUCAAGACGGUGUCUCUCCAAUGGUUCCUGGAGUGGCAGCCCACCUUCCUGCCUACCUUGCAGGUGUUCCGCACCAGUAAUUCAAAGUGGAACUGUCAAUGGGACUGAUUUUGGCUGUGGAAAGGUAGCCCACAUUCAGUGCUUCAAAGGCUUCAAGCUCCAAGGACUUUCUGAAAUCAUCUGCGAAGCCAAUGGCCAAUGGAGUUCUGACUUCCCACAUUGCAAACAUGUUUCUUGUGGUCCUCCCCCAACCAUCCCAAACUCAUUCAUCAUGGAAAGCAGCUCUUUGGAGGAAAUCGUGGUAACUUACAGCUGCAAAGCUGGCUAUGUCAAACGAGGCAAAUCAGAACUUGUUUGUACAGAGAAAGGGACAUGGAGCCAGCCUUAUCCCGUCUGUGAGCCCCUGUCCUGUGGACCCCCACCAUCUGUCAUCAAUGCAGUGGCAACAGGAGAGGAACACACCUAUGGAAGCAAAGUGAAACUCAGAUGUCUAGAAGGUUAUAUAAUGGAUACAGAUAUAGAUACAUUUACCUGCCAGGAAGAUGGUCAUUGGUUCCCAGAGACAAUCUCCUGCAGUCCUAAACAGUGUCUUCUGCCUUCAAACACAACACACAUACUUGUUCAUGGAGGAGACUUCAGUGUGAAUAAGCAAGUUUCUGUGACCUGUGUAGAAGGGUAUGCCUAUCAGGGAGCUAACGUAUCGACAUGUCAGCCUGACGGUUCCUGGGAUCCACCAAUUUCUGACGAAUCCUGCAACCCAGUUUCCUGUGGGGAACCUGAAAGUCCAGAACAUGGAUUUGUGGUUGGCACUAAAUACACCUUUGGAAGCACAAUUACGUAUCAGUGUGAACCUGGCUAUGUAUUAGAGGGGAACAGAGAACGCGUGUGUCAGGAACACAAAGUAUGGAGUGGAGGAGCAGCAACCUGCCAAAAGUCCAGGUGUGUAGCCCCACCUGAGUUCCUUAACGGGAAGGCUGACAUGGAAAAUGGAACAGCUGGACUCAGCAUUGUCUACACCUGCCGCAGAGGCUACAGCCUUGAAGGGUCCGCUGAGGCACACUGCACUCAACAUGGAACUUGGAGCCACCCAAUUCCUCAUUGCAAACCAAAUCCAUGCCCUGUCCCUUUUGUGAUUCCUGAGAAUGCUGUGCUUUCUGAGAAGGAGUUUUUUGUUGAUCAGAAUGUGUCUAUCAAGUGCAGGGAAGGUUUCCUGCUCCAUGGCCACGUCAUCAUAACCUGUAACCCCGACGAGACUUGGACACAGACAAGUGCCAAAUGUGAAAAAAUCUCAUGUGGGCCUCCGACUCACAUAGAAAAUGCUAUUGCACGAGGCGUACAUUAUCAAUAUGGCGACAUGAUCACAUAUUCCUGCUUCAGUGGAUACAUGCUUGUGGGCUCCCUAAGGAGCGUUUGCCUGGAAAAUGGAACAUGGACAUCACCCCCUACUUGCAGAGCUGUGUGUCGAUUCCCAUGUCAGAAUGGAGGUGUCUGCCAGCGCCCAAAUGCUUGCUCCUGCCCAGAUGGCUGGAUGGGGCGUCUCUGUGAAGAGCCAAUAUGCAUUCUUCCCUGUCUGAAUGGGGGUCGCUGUGUGGCCCCUUAUCAGUGUGACUGCCCACCUGGCUGGACUGGGUCCCGCUGUCAUACAGCUAUUUGCCAUUCUUCCUGCUUAAAUGGUGGAAAAUGUGUAAGGCCAAACCGAUGCCACUGUCUCUCAGCUUGGACAGGACCCGACUGUUCCAGGAAAAGGAAGAUUGGUUUUUAACCACAACAUCACCAACCAGUUCCCCCGAGUGGAAUCAUCUCUUCCUGGCAGUGCCUGGACCUCCUGGAACUUACUCGAAGAAAGUCCAACAUGGUGCUGGGGCUUAUU
Marmota flaviventris (yellow-bellied marmot) is the source of this 10809-nucleotide messenger RNA. It is a transcript of the gene Svep1, whose product is annotated as sushi, von Willebrand factor type A, EGF and pentraxin domain containing 1. The record is from RefSeq and is a predicted model, not a curated record. Gene Ontology annotation, molecular function: calcium ion binding. Lineage: Eukaryota; Metazoa; Chordata; Mammalia; Rodentia; Sciuridae.